This is a messenger RNA of Fraxinus pennsylvanica, 669 nucleotides long. The record is from the annotation of a GenBank genome assembly. NCBI's taxonomy places the organism in Eukaryota, Viridiplantae, Streptophyta, Magnoliopsida, Lamiales, Oleaceae.
AUGCCAACAGUUCGUUCUAGUCCAUUCCACCAAAUGGAAAACCCUGCCUUACUAUCAUUCCUUCAACGAACCACUCAUUCCGGAAGCAAGAAACCUAAAUCAGGCAGCGGUGGCGGCCUUGUCCGCAUGUUCAAACUCCUCCCCAUGUUAACCACCGGCUGCAAAAUGGUUGCACUCUUGGGCCACCAAAGAAAGCCUUUACUAACAGACGGCGCCACCACUGGGACCAUCUUCGGAUAUCGUAAAGGACGAAUAAUUUUAGCCAUACAAGAAGAUCCUCAUCGCAUGCCGAUCUUUGUCAUAGAACUUCCUAUUCUCACAACUGCAUUUCAGAAAGAAAUGGCAUCGGACAUACUCCGAAUCGCCCUUGAAACUGAGACAAAGACACACAAGAAAAAAGUCUUGGAAGAAUUUGUGUGGGCGGUUUAUUGCAAUGGUGUUUUGCCAAGUCCAUGGGAGAAGGAAAAAACAGCAGCUGAUGGGGAAAUGACAUAUAUGAGGGCAAGAUUUGAUAGGGUUGUGGGAUCAAAAGAUUCUGAAUCAUUUUACAUGAUAAAUCCAGAUGGUGCAUUGAGACAAGAACUUAGUAUUUUUUUUGUAAGANUUUACAUGAUAAAUCCAGAUGGUGCUAUGGGACAAGAACUUAGUAUUUUUUUUGUAAGAAAGUAA